Molecule: messenger RNA, 1057 nt
Organism: Annulohypoxylon maeteangense
Lineage: Eukaryota; Fungi; Ascomycota; Sordariomycetes; Xylariales; Hypoxylaceae
Exons: 2
Coding region: 217-762 (181 amino acids)
Molecular function (GO): protein binding
Source: RefSeq, a predicted model, not a curated record
CUGAAGUGGUCUCUGCUCUCCAGUCUCCUCCUCUCCUUGCCUCUCUCACACCACCGAUGCGUCGAUACGAAUUAAACCAAUUUCGUUUUUACUACUUGCUCUCUCAUUUUUAUUCUACUCCUUUUCGCACGUAUAUACCUGCAUUCCCAGGUAUGAACCUUUUGAGUACAAGCAUAUCCUCCUCCUUGCUUUCAGUUCUUUGAUCCAAAAAUCGAAAUGCCCCCGGCAAAGUCGAAAGUGAACCACGACGAUGCAAAGUCGGAGACCACCGGUGUCAAGGACCGAAAUGGCCACGGAUCCAACCAUCACCAAUCGAACGGAAAGCUUCGACGUGUAGCUAGUUCAACCGGUACACAAUUGCGAGACGUAACAGCCGUCAACGGAAACUCGUCGAUUGUACCAACGCCAUCAUCGCAGCCGGCUCACGCUCAAGGGCUUCAGUGGCCAUCAUUCGAUCGAGAAGUCUUACACGAUUACCGUCGCAAAUACCUCCUCCACACCCCGACCGCUUUCGCCAAUCCAUACCAUCACUGGGUGCUCUCGCGACCAGGCAUCGGCCUACGCUCUCCCACCAUGGCACGGAAACAAGAAUACCGGCGCCAGAGCAAAGAUGAACUUACAAAAGUCGUCCGAAAACACUUCAAUGCGCUCGGUGUACAAGAGACCGAUGUCAUCGUCGACUUUGUUCACAGGGUCAGAAAUCCGGGCGUUGUAAAAAUAAGGAGAAACAAAGAUCUACCACAUUCAUCUCCAUUACCAUAAUUGGAUUCAUUUUAAGAUACCCCCGAAAGCAAGGAUAGCAACGCGUCUGGAUUUUGGCAUUAUUGCAUUAUUAUAGACAUUACCAUGCCGCAAGACUUUGUUUCGAGUCCUUUGCACACUUCACUUGGGUUCCUCGCAUUUUUGCAUUAUCUGGGAGUUUUAGCGCUGGUCGGCGCUAGGUGGGACUUAACUGCGGAGGAACAAGGACCGACGACUAUAACGAAUCGAUAGGGGCACUAUUAUGAGAAUUCCUAGGGCAUAGGUAUAUAUGGUCUGUUUUCGGUUUUAUAUUGAC